Molecule: messenger RNA, 693 nt
Organism: Strongylus vulgaris
Lineage: Eukaryota; Metazoa; Nematoda; Chromadorea; Rhabditida; Strongylidae
Source: the annotation of a GenBank genome assembly
AUGACAUUCAGAGUUGUUGGGCUGCUAUUCGCCUGCUUAUCGUAUCAUGCUAUUGCCAAAAUUGAUGUUAAUCACGACAGGCACGUAGACAAGGAGGAGAAGCACAAAGUAGUCACUCACAAACAGCAAGAGCCGGUCGAUCAUCGGAAAUUAUGAAAGCGACGAGAUCAACUUGGUGCUAUUGAGUCAAUUGUUAAUAUUGAAGAGUCCAAGAGAAGACGUUACGUUGAAGAAGUGGUUAAAAAUGUGAAGGAGAUAUUAGAGGAAAAUCGUGAAACUCUAGAGCGGAUCGGUCAUCGCGCCACGGAUCCGUUUCCUAAAGACAGUGAAACUCUACGAAAUGCUUUAUCUAAGGUUCUUGAAAAUAUCGCGUUCUUUGCCGAUUUGUCUGUGAGAUUUUCAUUUUUGGAAAAAACAAUGGAGAAGAAUCGUAAACUACGAACAGCUGUCGUAUGGGCGUACAGCUAUGCUAAAGAUAGCGGACUAUGUGACAGCGCUACAUACAAGGUUUUGGAUUUGAUGGCGCAACAACAUCUGAUAAUUCCUAGACCUGAGAAUUUUGUAAAUCCUUACGACAAAGAACGUGCCAAAAAACAACUAGAAGAACAGGAGCGGAUGGAUCGACAAAAACGAGCAGAAGAAAAGAGCCGCAAGCAUUCCAAAGAGAAGAAGAUUUACAAAACUGAACUUUGA